UCAGCCCAGCCAUUUCACUUUUGCCAAUUUUGGAUCAAGUCUAGUUGUCAAGAUGAGUUCUUUGCUCCUCAUGGUCCUGUAUGCGGCACUGUGCUGUGCCUACUCUGAUAGCCAACAAGAAAACAUAGAGACUCUAAUGGAUAAUGUUCUGGUCCUGAGGGUGCCUUCCGCUCUGGACAGCAGGGUGUAUGUUCCUCUGACCUGCGGAGAAGCGUAUCAAAACCAGAUUGUGUUUUGGAAGAAAAAUGGCAUGGAGGUUAACCCUGCUUUGCAGGGGAACCAGGUCAAGGUUCUGGUGGAAGAGAUGAAUGGAGGAAACUACACUUGUCACCUUGGUCCUGACGGAGAAUACCUCAACCACACUUUGAUCCUGGUCCAACUAGACCCAGACAACAGGUCUAUCAUCCUGGAAGAAAAAUCCCCUGAAGAAGGUCGCAUCCACUGUUCCGCACCUAACUAUCAAGGUGCAUUCCACUGCACCUGGACAAGAACACAAUCCAGAUCUAAUGCUGCCGUGCUCCUGGUAAAGGCAGAACGGCAUUUGGAGAAUAUACCAUGUGAGCUGGAUGCUGAUGGAUCAGGGGUUCACUGUCAGGAUGUCAACUGCCCUUACAUAGAGGAGCAACACCGAAUCUCCCUCACCGUUUACAUACACAGCUACUCUCGCCUAGAGGCCUACACAAAGGUGUUCUACCUGAGAGAGAUUGUGAGGCCAGCAAAACUCUGGAACCUGAGAAUGAGUGAUGGGAAUGUGUUCAGCUGGAACUAUCCUGACUCCUGGCAGACCCCCUGCACAUACUUUGGCCUCCAGUUCCAGGUCAAAGUGAUCAACAAGGGACAUUCCUGUAACAGCGAAGAGCACAUAAUGCAAAGCAUCACUGAGGAAACUAAGUUUAAAAUCCCUGUCAAAACCAAGAGGUAUGUUUUCUGUGUGCGAGCCCAGGACAAGCACACCCGCGGGCCAUGGAGCCACUGGAGCCAAUGCAUAGUAAACAAACAACAUGUGGACUGCUAGUUUUUUCACUGGACUGCAGCCAUAAAAAAAAGAAGAAAAUAAGGAUGGAAGAAAACAUUUUUUUGUUUUCACACAUUUUUUAAAGCAAAUGACACAACAAUUGCUGUGCUUUGAGAGUGACUGUAUACCUGUACAGUAU
Molecule: messenger RNA, 1154 nt
Organism: Xiphias gladius (swordfish)
Lineage: Eukaryota; Metazoa; Chordata; Actinopteri; Istiophoriformes; Xiphiidae
Gene: il12bb
Product: interleukin 12B, b
Exons: 9
Coding region: 53-1015 (320 amino acids)
Molecular function (GO): protein binding
Source: RefSeq, a predicted model, not a curated record